Egretta garzetta (little egret) is the source of this 7141-nucleotide messenger RNA. RefSeq names its product autophagy related 7 (gene ATG7). Gene Ontology annotation, cellular component: phagophore assembly site; cytoplasm. The record is from RefSeq and is a predicted model, not a curated record. Gene Ontology annotation, molecular function: Atg8 activating enzyme activity; Atg12 activating enzyme activity. NCBI's taxonomy places the organism in Eukaryota, Metazoa, Chordata, Aves, Pelecaniformes, Ardeidae. The transcript has 18 exons. The coding region runs from base 30 to 2174 and encodes 714 amino acids. Gene Ontology annotation, biological process: protein modification by small protein conjugation; cellular response to nitrogen starvation; autophagy of mitochondrion.
CUGUUUAACAGCGGUAAUUAACUAAAAUCAUGGCGACUGCCAGUAAUGAGGUGUACCAUCCUGUGGAUGCUGGAAUCUCAAAGCUGCAGUUUGCUCCCUUCAGCAGUGCCUUGGAUGCAGGAUUCUGGCACGAACUAACCCAGAAGAAACUCAAUGAGUACCGAUUAGAUGAGACCCCGAAAGUUAUCAAAGGAUACUACUAUAAUGGUGAUCCUUUGGGUUUGCCAGCUCGCUUGACACUGGAGUUUAGUGCCUUUGAUAUGAAUGCUUCAAUACCAGCACGUUGCUGUCCUGCUUUUGGAACAUUGUAUAAUACCAACACUUUUGAAACUUUCAAGUCCUGUGAUAAGAAAUCACUUCUGGAAAAAGAAGCAAAUGAGAUAUGGGAAUCAAUUAAAUCUGGAGCUGCUCUUGAAAACCCUUUGCUCUUGAACAGGUUCCUGCUGCUGACAUUCGCAGAUUUAAAAAAAUAUCAUUUCUAUUACUGGUUUUGCUACCCUGCUCUCUGCUUUCCUGAUGGAAUACAUAUAAUUCAGAAACCCGUAUGUCUUGGUGACAGAUUCCCAUUAAAUCAGAUUCAAGCACUUCAGAAGGCAUAUGAUGAACUUUGCCAGAAAGAGGGGAUUACAGCCUUGCCUUAUUUUUUAAUCAAGUAUCAUGACAAUUCUGUCAUGAUAUCUCUACUGAAAAAGUGGGAUGGUUUCUUCCAAGACCAAGGGGGAAAGGUGACAGUUGGAGUUUAUGAUCCAUGUAAUUUAUCCCACUACCCAGGAUGGCCACUGAGAAAUUUCCUGAUCCUGGCAGCCCACAAAUGGAGCAGCAUUUUCCAGUCAGUUGAAGUGCUCUGCUUCAGAGAUAGGACCAUGCAAGGAGUGAGAGACAUAACACACAGCAUUAUCUUUGAAAUAAAACUUCCUGAGAGAGUCCUAGGCCCAGAUUGUCCAAAAGCUGUUGGAUGGGAGAAAAACCAAAAGGGAGGCAUGGGUCCAAGGAUGGUGAAUCUCAGUGAAUGCAUGGAUCCCAAACGGUUAGCAGAAUCAUCAGUGGAUCUUAAUUUGAAAUUGAUGUGCUGGCGGUUGGUGCCUACUCUUGAUUUGGAAAAAAUUGUGUCUGCCAAGUGUCUGCUGCUAGGAGCUGGUACACUGGGUUGUAGUGUUGCAAGGACCUUGAUGGGUUGGGGAGUCAGGAAGAUUACCUUUGUGGACAAUGCAAAGAUCUCCUACUCCAACCCAGUACGACAGACACUGUAUGAGUUUGAAGACUGUCUUAACGGUGGGAAGCCUAAGGCGCUUGCAGCAGCAGACAGGCUGCAGAAAAUCUUCCCAGGAGUGAGUUCAGAAGGCUAUAACAUGAGCAUCCCUAUGCCAGGCCACCCAGUGAAUUUUUCUGAAGUAACAAUGGCACAGGCUCGGAAGGACGUGGCUAAACUUGAAGAGCUUAUUGAUGCUCAUGAUGUUGUUUUCCUGCUAAUGGACACUAGAGAGAGUCGGUGGCUUCCUGCUGUCAUUGCAGCCAGCAAGAGGAAGUUGGUCAUCAAUGCUGCAUUGGGAUUUGACACAUUUGUUGUUAUGAGACACGGACUAAAGAAACCAAACCAGCAAGAAUCUGGUGAUUCAUGUUUCAACAAUGCCUCUGGUUCUUCUGAUCUUUUGGGUUCAUCACUCUUUUCAAAUAUCCCUGGCUAUAAACUGGGCUGCUACUUCUGCAAUGAUGUUGUGGCACCAGGGGAUGUGAGUAGAACCUUAUGCAAAUGGGAUCGGACACUGGAUCAGCAGUGCACGGUCAGUCGACCUGGAUUAGCCAUGAUAGCUGGAGCUCUUGCAGUGGAAUUAAUGGUUUCUGUUUUACAGCAUCCAGAAGGUGGUUAUGCUGUGGCCAGCAGUAGUGAUGAUAGAAUGAAUGAACCGCCUACUUCUCUUGGCCUUGUUCCUCAUCAGAUCCGUGGAUUUUUAUCAAGAUUUGAUAACGUUCUUCCAGUCAGCCUGGCAUUUGAUAAGUGCACAGCCUGUUCAACCAAAGUCCUUGACCAGUAUGAACGAGAAGGGUUUAAUUUCCUAGCUAAAGUUUUUAAUUCCUCACAUUCCUUCUUAGAAGACUUGACAGGUCUAACUUUAUUACACCAGGAGACACAGGCCGCUGAGAUCUGGGACAUGAGUGAUGAUGAAACAGUCUGAAAAUCAGCUGAAUAAGGUGGAAGAUGACCUACUUUGGACUGCAGUGCUGCCUUUUAUCUGUUGCUUGACAAGUUAAUGAUUGCUUACCCAUUCUGACUGCUACAAAUAAAAACAAAUAUAAUCCACAUAUUGACAUUACUAUCUUCACCUUAAAAGCAGUCUGUUAUGGAUAGGAUUCUCCACGUUUUCAUUUUUGUUAUGUAAAUAACUAAAGCAAUCUGGGUAUGUUUAAACCUCAUAUUUUUUUCCUUUUUUUUUGUUUCUAAAUAUGGCUUACAUAUAAAAUGUGCUGCUUAAGUAACCUUCAGUGUUUUAUGUGUCCCAGUUUUUAUUUUGCUUUGUCAAUGGACAUGUCCAAGCAGCAUGUCGAAAUGCUUUUUUUCAUCUUUCCCAAAUUUAUGGCCCUGUAGUUGGAAUUUAUUAUUAAGAUAGAGAAUAUUCUACUGUGGAAAGUUAAACUGCAUCUUUAAAGGAGAGGUGGAGUAGGUAAGAACUUACACCUACUGCCUACGCCACAUUGCUUGCUGUUUCAAAUUACAUUUUUGUAGUACAAUUGAUUCCCUUUUCUUUGUUACAGUAUGAUUGUUCUUGCCUGUGUCAAUGGAGGUAUUAUUCUCUGUAAAGUUCUCAUAAUUUCAUGCUAUGGAAAAAAAGUGGUUUGACUUACAUUUACACAGGAAAGACCAAAGUGCGUUGGUAGUAUCAUUAGACUCCCCUGAAGUUUAGAGAAGGCUCUGUUACGUAGUAAAAAUUGGUUUGGGGGGAGGAUCAUUGAUUCAGUCAAAACUUGUAGAGGAACACUUAACUGAAAUAAGAAAUUGCUUCUCUAAGUUUGCUGUUCUUGGGUGCUGUCAUGCAGUACUUUACAGGUGUUAAAAAAGAGCAAUUCUGAUUUUCAUUUGGGUGGGAUUUUAAGUUUUUCAAUUUUUUCAGCAUCAGGAAUGGCUUUGGAGAUUAUGGCUGAGCAUAAACAGUAGUUUGAGAAUCCUUCAGUAUAAAAAAUAGCUUGAGAAAAAUGGAUUUGUAAUAUAUCAAAGUACAUUACUACAAAAUUGAAAGUGAAUCUAUUGGUUUUUAUCUUGGAAUAGGUUUUAGAAGUAUAUAUUUUUCCCAUAUAUAUUAUGAAAAUUAUUCGGUCAAUCCAAUUAUUUUAGUUCCUUCCUUAACCUAAGCUCUGAAUAUGUGAUGUAGAUAAUUUCACAGCUUCUCUCUUAUGCCACAUCAGACGAAGUUCUGUCAGGUAAAAUUUGCCUAAAACCAAGGUUAUCUGCAACUCCCAUACUCCGAUCACAAAAGAAGAUAUAUUGAAACAUUCUGAGCUUUGCAUCGAGUGUCUAAAAUAGCUAUAAUUUCUAUUAAUUUUAACUAUCAUAUUCAUUACAUUUACAUUAUUUCUUCAGUAGCCCUAAGGGAAUGUCUCAUUUAGCUGUCUUCAUUGUAAUAUAAAAAUAUAUAUCAAUCAAAUAUAUUUUUUGAAAGACUAGUAAUCAUAGGAAACUGAUCUGUUGGUGGUCAGCUAAUGAACAAUAAGACUGAUAACAUGCCACGUCCAUUUUACAGCAGUUUGUUAAUGUACAUAAUUAUUUAUGAGCUCAAAUGACUUCCAUUUUGUUAGCCAUGCUGUAGUCCCUCCAGAACUAUGAAUCAGUACUCGGGUAGUUUAAAGGGAGUGAUCUGUAUUUUUAUCUUUCAGAGUUGCUGACCGUGGAGUGUAAAAGUAUCUUUGCAGUUUUUGUUUAUCUAAAAUGUGAAAACUAGACAUAUUUCUGAAAUCUGAUAAACAUUAAUAAUUAUUUUAAAUAUCUGAAACUCUGCUUAUCCUGUUCCUUACAUCGUAGCUUUACACGGAAAGUAUCUGUUUAACUGCAGAAGUGUACAAGAUGGAAAGGUUCAAAACUCAGGGUUAAUAUAAUGUUUCCUUACCUCUGUAAUUUCAGUAACAUACAAGUCUCUUAGGCUGAGGUGUUUCCUGUACAUAUGCUUCCCAGAUGUCUCUGAUGUUCAGAAACACUUCAGUUUGACUUGGAAUAACUUCCGUUGUCUAACUAUAAUGUUGUUUUCUUUCUCCUUGCGGAGCAGAAUUGCUCUUAUUUUGCUUUUACUCAAUUUCUAGGCAUUUACUGAGUGAGAAAUCAUGAGAAUUUGUUCAAGUGAAUGAAUGUGUAUUCAAAUAUUAUUAACAGAUAAACACAUUUAUUUACUGGCUUGUAUGCACUUGAUGGCAGGAUUUCAGCACAGUCCUCAGCUCCAGUUAUUGCUGUUUAAUGGAAGAAGCUAAACUUUGACCUUUCUUCAUGAAGGAGGUAGGAUUUAAAUUUUAUUUGUGUUGCCAUGACCUCCUAGGCAUCAGUAAAGAGCCCAGACUCAUACUUCCAUUGUAGAACCCAACAGCUACAAUGGCUCUUCAGGAAUAAACCAAAUCUGUUGGGAAGAGGAAUGAACAGCCUCAGAGGAACCUACUCAUCUUCCUAAACUAUCUAAGAGGAAUGUAGAGGCAUUAUAUGGCAAUGUGAGUGGGACCAUAUCUCACAGGAGGCAACUAUGACAGCUACGUAUCAGAUCUGGGGAGUCAUCUAAUAGUGUUAGACCACAGAUCUCAAUGGAAUGCUGUUGGCAUAAUUUUUGUGCUUGAGUACUACAGAAAUACAUGGAACCAUAGCCUCUGUCUUGCUUUCACACUUGUACCAACUAGAAUUUUUCUUCGGUGCGAUCACUUCAAUGUGUUUGCUGACUGCAGUCUAGAAUUUGUUAUGGAGUACCACCACAUUCAUGGAAGUGAGGAACUUGAGAUUCUGUAUGAGAGUUUUCUUCUUUAGAGCCUUCACUUGCUCUCAUCCUUGCUUUCACAAUCUACUGUUAAAUUCUCUUUACCUGUGUUGUAGUCUGUCAAUCGGGAAUAAAUUUCACUUAGGGCAUGCCCUUUAUAUGAUGUGUAAGUUGUCUUAGUGCCAUUAAAGCCAGCAGAAUCAUAGCCAAUAGAUGAUUCAGCCUUCAGACCACAUGAGAAUCUGUUCCAUGGAGCAUGGAGCUAGUUUGAGUCUUAAGCCUUCAAUAUUGGGCUCUACAAGGGAGAAAUGGCACAAAUUUGAAAAUGACACUUAGAUCCAUGAAGUAAAAUUCAUGAUGGCCCAGACAUGUUGGACCAGAAAAUCACCAAGGGGUGGAACUGUAGGAUUUAUAUCUCUACAAAGCUGAUAACUCCAAAGGACUAAAGGGAGAUUCUGCUUAAGCAGAAGUCAGCAGGACAAUAGUUAUUGUGGCACAUGAAAGGAAACUGUAGUGGUUGCUCCAGCCCUUAAAAUCAUUGAGCUUGAACCUGAAAAAACACUUUUCCCUUGCCGGUGUUCUGUAUGGCUUUGGUAUUGUGUCCUCAGAGAAGUUUAGUGACAUAAACAAAAAUUUCAUUUUUGUCAUCUUUGAUAUUCCAUUUGCUGUAUAGUGUUCUUUCUAAUGCUUUUUCUUUGUAUAAGAUUCGGCUACUCACCGUAAGUAUAUGCAGCAGAAUUAUUGGCAAAAUUGAGUAAUUUUUCCAUAUAUAAGGAUUUUCUUUUAAUUUCGCACUUACGCUUUCAUAGAGAACUCAUACUGAAAAGGGUUUUCUGUAUUUCUGAACUUCUUGGUAUGCACUGUAGAAUCAUAUCAUAGCACUUGUUUCUCCCUCUUACUGAAUCAGUUUCUUCUAAAUGUAUGUUAACUAGUCUAAUUGGAAUUGCUAAUAGCUGCUUCAUCAUUGCACUGCUCUGGGGCAGUGUUGGGCCAUGAAGAGUUCACCCAGCUCCAAACUUUCCUGUGAGCUUUCUUCCUCUUUUUUAAGCCAAAUCAUAAGAACAGUGAGAUUGCUGAGAUGUGACCGAGAAGAGACUUUGGUGUGCAGGAUUCUCAUUAAUGCCAGUAAUGUGUGAAAAGAUCACUAAGCUUCUGAUACCAGCUUUUGUGCUGCUGAUCAAGAACAAUUCUGCCUGUUUCUUACAGAAUCGUUAUGAGCCAUGACGGAAUCCGUGAGGAUAUUUUUAUAUAGUUUCUCUUCAGAGUAUCUUAAGAGUUCAAGGAGAGUCCUAACUCUCUGUUCUUAUGGGAGUAGGAAGGAUAGCUCACAUUCUUUCAAAAAUAAAUAUGUUGCAAGCUAACACAUAGUCAGCCUUUUUUGUCAGUCUGCCAGCUAUGCUACAGCACACAUCCAGCCAGUGCUCUGACAGUGCAAAUAGCCAUUCUUAUGCUGUUCCCUGAUUCAGUGUUUGCUGUGCUGUAACUUUGCAUUGAGAGUACACAAAAGCUGAAAAGAGCAUGAACAGCUAGAUAGUGGGAUUUUUCCUUGCUACUUUUCCAAAUUUUUGUACCCAAUUUUUUAGUUUUUGGUUUGGGUUGGGUUUUUUUAAUAAUAAUGCAAUACAUUCCUUAGAAACAAUUAAGCAGUUAUACUCCAAAGAGAGCCAUUAAAGAAAUAUUUGCAACAUGGUAAACUGUAGUGGACUUCCUAAGAAACAUAGUCUGGAAGAUGUCCAAAGCCUGUAUCCAUAUUCUCUGUUCUUUCUGAAUCUUUUGACAUGGCUUCAUUAAUGUCUUUUCUUCUUUAUUUUUUUUCUACCACACUGGAAGGACUUUGGACUGUCCCAGUCUGGCAGUGUGUAAAUUCCUAACCUAUGGAAAGCCUACCUACCUGUCAGAUUUCAGUACCAGUUCUCUUUCCCUUGCACCUGCCUGGACUUUCUCCAGAACACUAACAGUGUUUAAAAAUACUGUGGCACCACACAGGUAACGCUUUAGGUUUGAAUUUAAUACAAACUUUCCCUAUCAUCAUUUCAGCUAUCCAGUGUGAUAAUUUUUAAAAAGUUCAUUUUCUUAUUUGUGCAGCACCGGACACGUUUUGAAAUAAAACCCCCUAACGAUUUGUUGAUGGUGUUUUCAGUCUCAUCUUGCUUUUAUUGAUAACCUUUGGUCCACCACCACUGACAACAGUGACUCCUCAC